AUGGAAACAUCCGUAUCAAGCCCACUUGUUCAGAAAAAUUUUGAAGGCGCAGCCCAAAUUGGAUUUUGUGCGGAUUCUAAAGACGGCGCUACCACCAUUAACAUCCCGGUGGACACCUUGUUUCGCCCCGUCAAAGUUGACAAUCACACAAUAGCAGCUAUCUACUUGGGCAACAAUAAUUUCUGCAAGAGCCUCAGAACGGAGGGAAAGACAAAUUGUCUUAAUGCAGCCAUCCGCUCUGUUACCAGAGAUGCCCAACUAACAGUGGAAGAGCCUGUCAUGACAAGACAAAUUCAUAAUGUCAAAUAUAAACUUGAUUAUUCCAGGGUCUAUGAUGAAAGAACUAUUGUUGCAGCUAAAAAUAGUGCCAGUAACUAUAGCCAGCAAUCCUCCACCUUAGACGGGAAGAUUGAAUUAUCCGGUGAAGUUCAGUCAGGAAUUGAGUGGGGAGAGACCAAAACAAUUACAACUGUAGUGGAGGUUGUACACAAAGUUGUUGUGCCUCUGAUGACUAAGGUGACGGUGGAUCUGAUUGCAACAAAUGGUAAGUGUGACGUUCCCUUCUCAUUCACUCAAAGGGACACUCUUUAUAAUGGGACCACUGUCACAACUCAAGUGCAAGGUGGCACUUACACUGGCUCUAAUUACUACAGCAUCAUCUUUAAAACCAAAGAAGAGAAGUUGAAGUGA
Durio zibethinus is the source of this 690-nucleotide messenger RNA. The record is from RefSeq and is a predicted model, not a curated record. NCBI's taxonomy places the organism in Eukaryota, Viridiplantae, Streptophyta, Magnoliopsida, Malvales, Malvaceae.